Chenopodium quinoa (quinoa) is the source of this 1777-nucleotide messenger RNA. Its product is annotated as protein WAVE-DAMPENED 2-like. Bases 303 to 1364 code for a protein of 353 amino acids. Gene Ontology annotation, biological process: microtubule cytoskeleton organization. Gene Ontology annotation, molecular function: microtubule binding. The record is from RefSeq and is a predicted model, not a curated record. The transcript has 7 exons. NCBI's taxonomy places the organism in Eukaryota, Viridiplantae, Streptophyta, Magnoliopsida, Caryophyllales, Amaranthaceae.
AAUUCUUAAAAAAAAAAAACAAAGAAAGAAAAAGAAUAAGAAUUGACUAUAAAUAAACAACGGCACGACAAACCACAGGUUUAAGCCUUUUUCUCUCUCUUCUUUCUCUCUCCUCCAAAAUCCCACCACUCUCAGAAAAAUACUCCUUUUUACCCCAAAAAAAAAAAAUCAAAUAUUUUCACCAAUUUAUUGGGUUCUUUUUCAUUUGAGCAAGAGAGAGAAACAGGAGAAAACAAGUUUAAACCAAAAAAAAUUAAGCUUGAGGUUCGAGAUCUUUCUCAGAUCCGAGCUCCAAAGCUGUAAUGGGAAGAGAGGUUACAGGUGUACGCAUAGAGCAAAAUAAGUCCUCUUUUGCCAAGGUAAAGCCAAAAGUCUCUGUUGAUUCAGAUCAGGAGGCAAAUCCUAAAGCACCUGAAGGAAACAUUGAACUAAAGGAUUGUGAAGUGAAGGAAUGCACCUCAGAGGUCCCACGUGCUGAAAACAGCUGUGAAAAUCAAGAGGUUUUGGCCAUCAAGAGCAUCAAUUUCGAUACUGAAAAGCUUGAUAUCAAGUCUCCUAUAGCUGAGGAUCAGAAGAUGAGCUCCCCCGAUAAAGCCACAUCUGGAACAACAGCUGCUGGAAACUUAAAGAUGAACACUCCUCAGAAACCUACUAAUGUUAGAGUUGACAAACAAGUGUGGGAGAGUCCUAAAGCAGCUGAAACUCCUGUUUCUCCAUCGCCAAGCAAUCCAAAGUCUCCUAGCUCUUCCCGAAAAUCACAGCCGACUACCCCAUUUGUAGCAAGGAGGUCUUUUGCAGAUGACGAUGACAAUUGGUCUGUGGCAUCUUCAGCACGGACUACAAGAUCCAGAACUACUGUCGGUGUAGCUCCUACAUUCACCUGUACUGAUCGUUUGGAGAAACGAAAAGAGUACUAUGCAAAACUGGAGGAGAAACGCAAAGCUUUAGAAGCAGAGAAACGAGAGUAUGAAGCUAGGACUAAGGAGGAUGAAGAAGCAGCUAUAAAGCAACUUAGGAAGAACAUGAUGUUCAGGGCUAAUCCAGUUCCCAAUUUCUACUAUGAGAAGCCUCCACCUAAGAAAGAGCUUAAGAAGCUUCCUACAACUCGUGCUGUGUCACCUAAAUUUGGACGCCGAAAGAGCUGCAGUGAUGCAAUCAGCUCCCCAUCUGAGGAUAAGAAUAAUGUACGAGCAUCAAGGCGCAGCCUAGGAAACCUGAGAGAAAGCUCUUCCCCAAAUAACUCUACUCCUAAGAAGAAGGAUCCGCUAGUUAAGAGUCGGUUGAAGCAAGUGAAGGAGACCACCAAAAACACUCCUGCUAAAAUUACAGAGAAGAACAGCCCGGAUAUUGCUGUUCAUUCUUAAUGAUCAGUAGGCUUACUUGUGGUAUCGUGUGGGUCGAGAUUUUGGAAUUUCUUGGCUUUUUAGCGUUUUUAUUCCUUUUUUUUGCUCUUUUCCUGAAGAAUAGGUACCGGAAAGGGAAAGAUGGAAAAGAAAACACCUUCACCAGGGAAAAGAAAUUCCUUUCCUUUUCUCUCAACCUUGAUUAUUUUUCAACUGACUUGUUUCCCGUGUUUCUUUUUUCUUGUGUGACAUGUGUUGUAUAUCUCUGUAACUUAUAUUAGUACAUAAUGUAUACCAUUAAAAAGUCAUUAAGUCCUUGUAUUUUUCACUUGUUUGAUUGUGGGAUUAAUGGGGAUGUGAUCUAACUAUCUGUUAACACAGAAUUAUUGUUUUGGUAUGCCUUUUUUGCCUUGUACUUUCAUGUUCUGCAUUAA